Stylophora pistillata is the source of this 2244-nucleotide messenger RNA. RefSeq names its product stromelysin-1. Gene Ontology annotation, biological process: proteolysis; collagen catabolic process; extracellular matrix organization. Gene Ontology annotation, cellular component: extracellular matrix. NCBI's taxonomy places the organism in Eukaryota, Metazoa, Cnidaria, Anthozoa, Scleractinia, Pocilloporidae. The record is from RefSeq and is a predicted model, not a curated record. Gene Ontology annotation, molecular function: zinc ion binding; metalloendopeptidase activity.
CGUCAAGCAUCAUCACACGUCAAGCGAAUUAAAUAUUGCGUAGGAUGGCCGAGGAUCUUCGUUUUAUAAACAGCUUCUCACAGUAGAUGGAUCACAUUGACUGCACAACGAUUGAAUGUUACGUUGAAGCAAACAUCUCAAAGAAAACGAAGAAUAAUUCCAACAUUGUGCAAUGAAGGGUCUCCUGGUUACAAUCGCUGCCGUAGCAGCUUUUGCUUCGCUUUUUAACUACGCCUUUGGCGCACCCAUACCUGCUUCGGUUGUAAACGUGCUCAACGGGAGCCCAGAGGAGAAUAAAUUGGCUGUUCAAUUUCUGAAGCGAUAUGAGUAUCUGAACACAACGACACGAAAAAACGAUUCUUCAGCGUAUGCUGGUGCACUCUCUAAAGCAGUGCGCGAUGUUCAAAGAAUGGGUGACCUUCCUGUCACCGGACAACUCAACAAAGAAACGUUAGCACUAAUGAAUACACGUAGAUGUGGCAGCUUGGAUCCCUAUAGAAAGCUGAACGAAACUAAUGAUUCCUUCGGUCAACCCAAAAUCGGAAGGUACUAUCUUCAAGGUACCAGAUGGAGGAAGAAGCAUUUGACGUACCGCUUUAAAGCGUCUACACUAGAUCUUUCCCAAUAUGCCCAAAGAGAUAUUAUUCGAAGAAUGAUCAACAAAUGGGACGAAGUGAGCACACUGACCAUUACUGAAGCGGACCCUGCAGUUCCUGAUGAUGACGUCGACAUUUUGAUUAGCUUUGUUAGACGUUACCAUAACGACCCUUACCCAUUUGACGGUCAAGGAGGAACGCUGGCUCACGCUUUUUAUCCACACAACAAUAAAGGCUUGUCUGGUGACGCUCAUUUUGAUGACGAUGAGAGGUACACCACAGGGACACCAGACGGCAUCAACUUGGACUGGGUGGCGCUUCACGAGUUUGGACACAGUUUGGGUUUGGAGCAUUCCAAUGUGCGUGAAGCCGUUAUGUACCCGUGGUACAAGGGUUAUUUCCCAAACAUCGAGCUUACUCGGGAUGAUAUCCUGGGAAUUCAGCAGAUUUACGGAAGACCGCCCAAGCCCAAACCUAAGCCUUCAACCACUGUCAAGCCCACAAACAAAGAAACUCAACCUCAUCCCUCCACCAAACCAACCCCAUCACCAACCCCAUCACCAACCCCAUCACCAACCCCAUCACCAACUCCAUCCCCAACCCCAACAGAUCCAGACACAUCAGAGCCCGAUGUGUGCUCGGUAACAAAGUAUGAUGCUGUUGUCGCCGAACAUGACGCCCGAGGCGCUAAAUUGACGCAUUUUUUCAGUGGAGACUAUUUCUGGACACAUACAGGAAGUCGUCUGGUUAAGCCAACCAAAGCUCAGAAAGUAAGAGCCGUCUGGCCUGAAGUGCAAACCCCAGUGGACGCUGUUCAUCGCGAAAAAACAUCCGAACACCUCGUUUUCUUUAAAGGAAACAAAUUUUGGAAGUACAACAAGAAAAGACAGCUGCAGUCUACUGGCAAUGUUAACCAAUACUUUAAUUCUCGUGAACCCGUAAACCCGGACGCAAUGUUUGUUUUGAUACAGAACGGAAAGACAUACGUCUUCAAAGGCUCACAAUACUGGAGAUUCAACGUAGCUAGAAACAAGUUCGACAGAGGAUAUCCACGAAACAUCCGACCGGCCUGGGGUACCAAUUUCCCUAUUGACAUUGACGCAGCAGUUACUUGGCCGGGAAAUAGCAGAAGCUACGUCUUUAAAGGAGAACAAUAUUGGCGGCUAAAUAAAUGGAAUGUUGAAGCUAAAUACCCACAAAAUAUCGCUGAAAAGUGGAUGAAGUGUAAUACGAACGUAGGAGGCUUGAGUGUAGGAUCCAUUGAAGAGGAUCCUUAAGUUGACCUGACCACUCCCUCAAGAAGGACGACACUAAUGAAUAUUGGAUCAGGAAAAACACUUUGUAAUACUAUAAUGUCAAUAAAACGUUAUUCAGAGAAUUCCUUCAAAUAUAAAAGUGGCUCAAUUUGAAUGUUAUUUUUAAGUUUUAUUAUUAUUUUUUUUUCUUGGAGGACAGUGACAUAGGAAUAAACUGUCAUUCCAUGAAUAGAAAACAGAACUCUUGGUAAAGAUCAAAAUCUUAGUCACAAUUUUUACUAAAAAAAAAUUAGCAAUACUUUAUUCAGUAAGAUAUCAAAUCGAAGGAAUAUGUAUUUAUUUUGUAUUAUUUGUCUUACUUGUGUAAAAUAUUUCAAUAGGAACGUAUCUCA